GGCACUCGUGUUCGACACACGCCGAUGUGCGGACGUUUCUAUAGGGCUAUUGGAAAUCAAUCGAUAUUAUUGUAAUAGUGAAUAAUAUUAUAGAUCAAGUUUGAUUUUUCUGUUCGUUUUUCAACCGUCGUUGCGUUUUCGUUACAAUAACAACAAUAAUAACAAUUAUAAUAUUAUCGUCUUCCGCACGAUGACCACCUACGAAGCGGUGACGAUACCUCCGACGGGCAAACACACGUCGACGAUUAUUUUUUUCCACGGUCUUGGUGAAUCUGGGAGCAUCUGGGCGGAGUUAUUGACAAAUUUACGCAAACCAAACACCAAGAUUAUCUGCCCUUCUGCCCCCAAGAUCCCGUUGACGUUAAACAAGGGGUUCGCGAUCCCGGCGUGGUUCGACUUGUCGACUUUGAACGAAGACGCGCCGGAAAACGAGUCGGACAUAUUGCGUGCCGUGGACAACGUGCACGCGAUUUUGGACGAGGAAUUGGCUAAGACGCGGUUGCCGCCAAAGAAAUUGUUGCUGGGCGGUUUUUCGCAAGGCGGAGCGCUGGCCCUGUACGCGGCACUCACAUAUCAUAGGCCACUGGCCGGUGUCCUAAUCCUGUCCUGUUGGAUACCGUUGCACAAGAGCUUCCCAGACGCGGCCACGAAUAACACCAAUAUACCAAUAUUCCAAUGUCAUGGGACGGAAGACCCAGUCAUACCUUACGUAUGGGGCACAAGAACAUCAGAAAUACUAAAAGAGUUUGCCACCAAAAGCAAAUUUACAAGUUACGAAGGCUUGUUGCACCGUACAAAUGAGAAAGAGUUGGCCGAUAUAAAAUCAUUUAUUCACAAGACUGUGACAUGAACAAUUUGACAUCAAAUAGAAGAAGAUAAAUAGGCUGAAUAUUAGCCAUAAGCAGUAUACCAAUGUGUAUAUUAUAUUUUAUACCUUAGGGAAAUUGGUAUUUUAUAUUUUAUAACUCAUAAUGACAUAAUGUUGUGGAUAAAAUAAACUAUAGAUUUUUCAUGUUAAAACCAAUGAUCCAA
Molecule: messenger RNA, 1032 nt
Organism: Acyrthosiphon pisum (pea aphid)
Lineage: Eukaryota; Metazoa; Arthropoda; Insecta; Hemiptera; Aphididae
Product: acyl-protein thioesterase 1,2-like
Exons: 6
Coding region: 191-850 (219 amino acids)
Biological process (GO): protein depalmitoylation
Cellular component (GO): cytoplasm
Molecular function (GO): palmitoyl-(protein) hydrolase activity; carboxylic ester hydrolase activity
Source: RefSeq, marked provisional